CCACGCUAUAUAAUAGUAGAAAAAUCUUUUGUAGUUUUUGAAAAAAACAGCAUAAAGCUUUUUUAACUAAAAUGAUUUUCCGUGAUAUUAAUAGCAAACUCUACCAAUCCAUUUUCUUUAUAUAUAUUUUGUUGGAAACUUUAUUAAUCUCUGGUAUAGCUUAUGGUUGGGCAAGUAUUGUUGUAAUAUUUAAAGACAAGAAACUUUAUGCAAAACUAUGUUCUUCGAUUCUUCAUCAGAACUCAACUUUAAUACAAAAUAGGAUGGAACCAGAGAUACUUAACUGUGAUCAACAAGACAUUAUGUUUAACCUAAUUUUUACAGUGUCAGCAAUUUGCAUAUGCGCUGAAUUUCCAAUUGGUAUUUUGAUUGAUAAAUUUGGUGCAAAGAAAUCCCGAUUAGUUACUGGGUGUUUUUAUGCAAUAUCUUGUCUUGGGCUUGGAUUUGUAAAAGUCGAUUAUGAAGAUUAUUUGUUUCCAAUAUUUAUUGGAAUUGUUUCUGGAGGUGCAGCACAGCUUAUUUCUGCAUACCAAAUGAGCAAUUACAUUUUCUCAACAAAAAUGAAAUCACUUGUUAUAUGCAUUUUAGCUGGAGCGUUUGAUUCAUCAUCAGUAGUUUUGUUAUUGUUUAAGGUUGUCUACGAGGCAGGAUUUACUUUAAAAAGCAUUGUCAUUACUUAUACUGUAGUCAGUUUUAUAAUGACAUUUAUUGGAUCACUUCUUUUAGUUCCUGAUAAAGAAAAGGUUGUAGUAAUAAACAAUCAAGUCAAAAACGAAAGUGGAAACCAAGCUUCCAUUUUCAAAUCAAUAUUUUCUCUGAUGUAUUGUUUACAACUGUUGGUUUUGACAAUUAUACAAUUAAAACUUUGGUAUUAUGUUGGUUCAAUGCAUGACAAUAUUUCAACAUUAACUUUAAACAACCAAACACAAGUGAGUAAAUACACUAAUUUGUUUGGUUAUAUUCAACUUGGCGGAAUAUUUGUAACCCCAAUAGUUGGUCUUUUAUUUCAACAAAGCGAAAAAACUGUUGACGAAAAGCUUGCGUGCCUUCAAUAUUCAGAUAAACACAUCCCUGAAAUUCGAUCUAGCAUAAGACCGUUUGUUGUUACAAUUGUGUUGACACUUAUUCUUUGUGUACUCUCAUUGUUUGCGGAUCUAAGGUUGGAGAUACCCUGCUAUAUGCUAUACACUGUAGUGCGAGGAUUUUUAUAUGCAAACAAUGCAGCUUUUAUUGGAAUUGCAUUUCCAGCAUCACAAUACGGAACGUUGUUUGGCUUAAAUAUUUUUGUUUCUGCCGCUCUUGGAUUUUUCCAGUAUGCCCUAUUCAACCUGACAAAAUAUGCAUUUAAUGGAAAUUCGUUUUGGAUAAACACAAUUCUUUUAAUAUUGGUCACUAUCUGCUUAAUUCAUCCAUUAUAUUUAUUUUGGUACUGCAAACAAACUAAAGUUUCAUUAGUUAAAAAAUGCGAUGAUAAGAAGCCUUUAAUUGACAGAACUCCGGAUCCAUAUAAUGAGACUUUUAUAUAGCUAACUUGGUAGCACACAUGUAGAUUAAUAGAAUAAAAUACAUAUUGGAUUUUCAGAUUAAAAAUAUACAAAUAGAAA
Hydra vulgaris (swiftwater hydra) is the source of this 1604-nucleotide messenger RNA. RefSeq names its product equilibrative nucleobase transporter 1. NCBI's taxonomy places the organism in Eukaryota, Metazoa, Cnidaria, Hydrozoa, Anthoathecata, Hydridae. Gene Ontology annotation, biological process: transmembrane transport. Gene Ontology annotation, molecular function: transmembrane transporter activity. The record is from RefSeq and is a predicted model, not a curated record.